Messenger RNA from Notothenia coriiceps (black rockcod), 858 nucleotides. RefSeq names its product glutaredoxin domain-containing cysteine-rich protein 2-like. The transcript has 3 exons. Bases 589 to 858 code for a protein of 89 amino acids. NCBI's taxonomy places the organism in Eukaryota, Metazoa, Chordata, Actinopteri, Perciformes, Nototheniidae. Gene Ontology annotation, biological process: sensory perception of sound. The record is from RefSeq and is a predicted model, not a curated record.
UUUGUAAUAUAACUCUAAGCUUUGUUAGCAUGGAUAUAUUUGACAAAGGUUUCAGUUUGACAUAGGCAGACAUUAAAUAUCAUAUUUACUCUUCAACACUGAUACUCAGCUCCAAUCCAAUGACAGACACUCCUAACCAUCUAACAUCUCCCACACACACAGCCUCACUCUCUCUUUCUUUUUCUUACACACACAAACACACACGCACAUUGCUCCACAUUGGCUUUAACUCAAUUCUAUUCUGGUGAUCAUAACUAUUUGAUGACAGAGCUUCUGGUUUCUCAACCACCCUUUUGCACACACGAUCUAGCUUUGAAUUAUUUAGCACGGGGAGCUAAAAAGGUGGUCUCUUAAAACAGCAGGUACACUCAAACUCAGGAAGCAGGACACACAAGCUUUCUUAUCCAGGCACCCACCCACUCCUCUAUCGCAGCUCUACGCUCUUAUAUAUCACUCCAUUCUUUCAUCCAUUUAUCAGUACAUUCAUUCUCCGCAUCAGGAACCACCAGCUGAUGUGAAUUAGCCCCAGGUGAGGCACUUUUUGGAUGGACUGACGGUCUCACAGCGUCCCCUCCUCAAACAGCCACCAUGGAGGAACUCCAGAGAAAACUGGAUCAGCACUAUGAAGGCACCAAGCCCAGAAAGGUGAGGUUCAAGCUGGCGUCGUCCUACAGCGGUCGAGUGCUGAAGCACGUGUACGAGGACGGGCAGGAGCUGGAUAGUCCCGAGGAGAAGUACCCUCACAGCUUCGUUCACCGCAAGAUCCCCCCCAGCCACCUGGAGGUGGAGCAGCUCUGUGGCUUUGAGGAUGCUCAUGGGGACGAAGCGGGUGGGUUUUUAUCAUUUUGUCAUAUAUAA